UUUUCUCCAGUUUGAGCGGGGGUGUCGGGAGCAGGCGGAGAGCUUUCCUGGGAGGCUGGGGAAGCGGUGAACACUCUUCUCAGCGACUCGCCUCCCAGCAGUGCUAUUUUUUGCCAUCCGCCCUCACCCCCAGCACAUACGCGCGCGCGCGCACACACGCGCGCGCGCACACACACACACACACAAGCGCACACACACGCACGCACGCACACACACACAGAGACCUCUCUGGAUUUCUUAGCCUUGAGUCUCCUGGGGCUGUGAGGAGCCAGAAGCAUCUCAAACCGAGCUGGUAGCUCCAGGCACCAGGAGCCAUGCCCUGCACAGACCCUCAUCUAUACCAAGCUCGCUAGGAAUGAAAGGAAUCCGGGGACCCUCAGAAGGCAGCAGUGAUGUGGACCAACCCUCUGGAGUCUGCACCCUUCCGAGGGCCAUAAGUAAACCAGGGAACUGGAGGGAGCUCCAGCCAGGAAACCCCAGUUCUCUCAAAGUCUCCGUGGAUGCUGACAAAAGGAGAUCAGGAUUGCUGGAAGAGCCUGCCCUAGGUUACCCAGCUGCAGAGUGAUUUUUCUCCUCUGGCACUGACCACCACCCCCAACUCCCAGCCGUCCAGAAUACCAUGAAGAAUUAUGAGGAUGUGUGACAGAGGUAUCCAGAUGUUGAUCACCACUGUGGGAGCCUUUGCAGCUUUUAGUUUAAUGACCAUUGCAGUGGGCACGGACUACUGGUUAUAUUCCAGAGGUGUGUGCAGGACUAAAUCUACAAGUGAUAAUGAAACCAGCAGGAAGAAUGAAGAAGUAAUGACCCAUUCAGGGCUGUGGAGGACCUGCUGCCUAGAAGGGGCUUUCCGUGGAGUAUGCAAGAAAAUUGAUCACUUCCCUGAAGAUGCUGACUAUGAACAGGACACAGCAGAAUAUUUACUGAGGGCUGUGAGGGCCUCCAGUGUGUUCCCCAUCCUCAGCGUCACACUGCUGUUCUUCGGUGGACUCUGCGUGGCAGCCAGUGAGUUCCACCGCAGCAGACACAACGUCAUUCUCAGCGCGGGUAUCUUUUUUGUUUCUGCAGGGUUAAGCAACAUCAUCGGCAUCAUAGUUUAUAUCUCUGCAAACGCCGGAGACCCUGGGCAGCGGGAUUCCAAAAAAAGCUACUCUUACGGCUGGUCCUUUUACUUCGGAGCUUUCUCCUUCAUCAUCGCCGAGAUCGUGGGGGUCGUGGCCGUCCACAUCUAUAUCGAGAAGCAUCAACAGCUGCGCGCCAAAUCGCACUCGGAGCUCCUGAAGAGAUCCAGCUUUGCCCGCCUCCCCCCCUAUAGAUACAGAUUCCGGAGGCGGUCCAGUUCGCGCUCCACAGAACCCAGGUCCCGAGACCUGUCCCCCAUCAGCAAAGGCUUCCACACCAUCCCUUCCACCGACAUCUCCAUGUUCACACUCUCCCGGGACCCCUCAAAGAUCACCAUGGGGACCCUCCUCAACUCCGACCGGGACCACACUUUUCUACAGUUCCACAACUCCACUCCCAAAGAGUACAAAGAAUCGCUGCAUAACAAUCCAGCCAACAGGCGCACCACGCCCGUCUGAACUUGACCUCUGACCUUUACCCCGGGCCCAGCACAACCUUGGGGGAAGUGCACAGAGAGGUCUCUGAGGUUGCAUGGCAUGGUCCUAAGUGAUGGUAUUACUUUUUCUAAAGAAUGAAACCAAAUGGACUCGGCCCUCGCCCUCCCUUUGACCCUGAACCCUCCAAGCCCCAGGCCCUCUGUUCCUCUCUUAUUUUUCAAGCCAGUCCCAUACUGUCCCUCCUCUCUCUGUGUAUCUGUGCCAGAUGUUGCCCUUUUUCCUUCUUUACUGGGAGGACCUCCACGUUUCCCUCCUCUGAAGAGGAUUUGACUGAGAGCAGUUGCUUGCGGGGUGGGGGUGAGGGGAUUUCUGAAUCCCCUUCAGGUGAGUCACACAGUAGCCCCCCAUUGUCCACUCACACAAAUCCUCAGGAAACCGCCACUCAGGUGGCCCUGAGGGAAGCAUUCACUUUGACGUGUUAGGAAAUCGUGACCAGAAAUCAAAGAUACUGGAGCCCCAAAGCAGCUAAUGUAAUAAUAAGCACUCAUGUUAUUAAAGGUUUUGCCUUGUUGUAA
Messenger RNA from Elephantulus edwardii (Cape elephant shrew), 2131 nucleotides. Its product is annotated as voltage-dependent calcium channel gamma-3 subunit-like. Gene Ontology annotation, biological process: postsynaptic neurotransmitter receptor diffusion trapping; neurotransmitter receptor internalization; transmission of nerve impulse. Gene Ontology annotation, cellular component: AMPA glutamate receptor complex; postsynaptic density membrane. NCBI's taxonomy places the organism in Eukaryota, Metazoa, Chordata, Mammalia, Macroscelidea, Macroscelididae. The record is from RefSeq and is a predicted model, not a curated record. Gene Ontology annotation, molecular function: voltage-gated calcium channel activity; channel regulator activity. Bases 630 to 1577 code for a protein of 315 amino acids. The transcript is spliced from 4 exons.